CAUUAGUAGUUGAAAUUCUACAUUUUCUCGAUUUUUACUAUUUAGAUUCGAUUUCUGUUUUUUUGUUUUUGUCUUUUUUACAUCACAUAAGUUAUGAGAUUCUUCUUCAUAUCUGUUAUUUUUUCUGAUGUCUUUUGAGAAUUUUCUUGUUGGAUUUCCAUGGCUACUAUACAGUUCCUGGGUGCUUCUGCAACAAGGAGCUUGCCACCUUAUGAAGGACUCCACCUGUCCAUGGUUAGGGUUUCUUCGGUCGGGCCUUGCAAUGUAGGGCUCAACAGGAGGCAUUUCCAAGGUCUUGUUGUUAGGGCCAUUACCGUUGAUGCCCCAAAGAAGAUUGGGGUGGUAGUGAAGCUGAUUGAGAAACCAAGGCUGGUUCUGAAAUUCAUCUGGCUGGAGAAGAACAUUGGUCUUGCCCUUGAUCAGGUCAUACCGGGCCAUGGCACCAUCCCUCUCAGUCCUUACUAUUUCUGGCCAAGAAAAGAUGCAUGGGAAGAACUCAAAACUAAACUAGAGAAUAAGCCAUGGAUUUCUCAGAAGAGGAUGAUUAUCCUUCUUAUUCAGGCCACUGAUAUCAUCAAUUUGUGGCAACAGGGUGGUGGGAAUUUGUCGUAUAUCUUCUUGUUUUGAUUUGUAGCGGUUUUCAUUGUAUGACAAGUUCUGCUCAACUUCUUGUAAACUCUAGGGUGGUUUUGGGUUGAUUUAUUUGUUUUCCUUCUGAUUCUAAUGGAAUAUGGAGUUCUUUUGCUCAGCAGUUAUCUAAAUCACAUUUGUUUCUUCCAGGAAAACAAACUUCUAUUAGUAAUUGUCCAUAUCAAUUAAAUAGCUCUGUACGUUUCCUAA
Magnolia sinica is the source of this 840-nucleotide messenger RNA. RefSeq names its product small ribosomal subunit protein cS23-like. The record is from RefSeq and is a predicted model, not a curated record. Gene Ontology annotation, cellular component: ribosome. The coding region runs from base 160 to 627 and encodes 155 amino acids. Gene Ontology annotation, biological process: translation. NCBI's taxonomy places the organism in Eukaryota, Viridiplantae, Streptophyta, Magnoliopsida, Magnoliales, Magnoliaceae. Gene Ontology annotation, molecular function: structural constituent of ribosome. The transcript is spliced from 2 exons.